Molecule: messenger RNA, 1734 nt
Organism: Austrofundulus limnaeus
Lineage: Eukaryota; Metazoa; Chordata; Actinopteri; Cyprinodontiformes; Rivulidae
Gene: mtfr2
Product: mitochondrial fission regulator 2
Exons: 8
Coding region: 241-1272 (343 amino acids)
Biological process (GO): aerobic respiration; mitochondrial fission
Cellular component (GO): mitochondrion
Source: RefSeq, a predicted model, not a curated record
AGCGCACGCGGAAAGAGGCUAACUAAAAAAAAAAAAAAAAACCUUACACAUCGCUGAACGUCCGUUUUUCAUUUCCUGACAAAGAAAUUGGAAAACGCGUAGUUGAUGAUACACAUCUACUUUAAGAGUAGACGACGGUGUAAAGUAUGUGACUUCUGCAUGUUUUGGCCUCUCAUCAAGUCAGUCAGCAGGAAGAGAAGCUUUACAGUCGUCAGCUCGUGAAGAGAAGAAGUCCGUGAGAUGUCUUUAGCAGAGGAUGUUCUGGAUGUGCUGCGCAUAGUGCUGGAAUAUUUUGGUGUGCAUCCAGACAUGCUGGUGCCCGUGUGGGACAGUCCUCUUUGCGGUUCGUAUCGCAGCGUCGUGCGGAUGAUCGGGUCCAGUCUCCCACUGACACCAACUCCACGUGUUCACUUUCAGAUCCCUCUGGUUACUCAUGGGCAACAUGGACAGGUUGACGUCUCAGACGGGACACCAGCAGUCCCCUCGUUCGCUGACGUUCAGUGGGUGUUUCACGACCAGGGGGAGAGUUUUGCCCGGACCAGGAACCAUUUGCCUCCAAAGAAGACACAAGAUCUGAUCAGAUACCCGCGACCGACGCAGAGUCAGGCUCAGAGAGGAGGAACCGCCGUGAGACAAAAAAUGAAUCCUGAAGCUCUGAAAAGGAUCUCGGAGCUGGAGAGCGAACUGCUCAAACUCCGAGCUCAGAUCGCCAUGAUCGUUACUGCUGCUCCGUCCUCAGGUCUGACGGAGUCCCAGAAUCCUCCAGGUUCCCCUUUGAUGUCUCAUCCGCCAGUUCCGACUCUCACCUCCACGCCUCGCUGUGCUCCUCCCCCUCCCCCUCCUCCUCCUCCUCCCUGCACAAACUCCUCCACCGAGAACUCGUCUGUGUUAGAGCUGAUCAGGCAACGUCAGAACAAGGAAACUGGUUCAGAUCAGCUGCAGCCUCAGCAGUCACAGCUGAACAGAGCAGCAAACAAUAAACAGAUUCCUUCAAUGCUGGACGUUCUGAAGGAAUUAAAUCAAGUGAAACUGCGCUCAGUACAAAGAUCACCUGGAGGCACAGUCGUACGGAGACGCAGCAAGGGAGGCGCGGCGCUGCUCAGCGACCCGGCGGCUCUCAUUGCUGAAGCAUUAAAGAGAAAGUUCGCCCAGAAUCGUCACAACAACUCCUCAGACAAGGAGAAUUCCGCUGAACUCUCUCCGUUCGGAAGUCCAGAAACACCUCAGGUUUCUCUCCACAAGAGACGCAGUCUGGGGCGCCGACAUUUUUAACCUGUGGAAAACGGCAGCUUGAUUAAGUCACAAAUGACCAGCAACUUCAACAGUUAUUGCCUUUUAACAAACCUCUGCAGCAACUACUGGUUUACAUUUUAUUUUUGCUUUUAAGUUGUUUUGGUUAUUGUACUUGUUUGUCAGAGUCCUUGUUUCUGUUUAUCUGUUUGUUGGAAUUGUGUGAAUGUGACCUUGUUUAAGCAGGUACUGUAACACGGUUUUGUCUUGUUCAUGGGAGUAUUAUUGUUUAAAGUUAUGUUUGUGCAGACCAGCUUUUAAGGGGAGAAAUGUGAUUGUUUUUACACUGUUUCUGCCUGCUUUUAAUAUUUUUAAAAUCGAUCUAUGAGGUUUUACGUUUGAACUCAGCCAGGUGGAAGAUAUGAUGGUAAGAUCUGAGAUUUGUGACUUGAUUCUAUGCAAUUGUAGAAGUUGUUUUUAUUUCAUUAAAAUUCAAGUGCCAUA